This is a messenger RNA of Drosophila grimshawi, 5337 nucleotides long. It is a transcript of the gene mahj, whose product is annotated as protein mahjong. Gene Ontology annotation, cellular component: nucleus; Cul4-RING E3 ubiquitin ligase complex. The record is from RefSeq and is a predicted model, not a curated record. The coding region runs from base 168 to 4919 and encodes 1583 amino acids. NCBI's taxonomy places the organism in Eukaryota, Metazoa, Arthropoda, Insecta, Diptera, Drosophilidae. Gene Ontology annotation, molecular function: protein binding. The transcript has 11 exons. Gene Ontology annotation, biological process: protein ubiquitination.
GUUUCAUUGGCAAAAAAAAAAGAGAAGCGCGUGGUUUAGCGGCAAGGAAUUUGCAUUGUAAUCAACUCGAUCCCAUCGUAAAUAUAAACACAUAAAAUUUCCACAAAGUUCGAAACGAAUAUAUAAAUAAUUGGCGUACAGCGCUUGGCUCGUGGUCCGGUCGCAGAAUGUCGCAUGCGAAUGACAAUAAUGAUGGGAAUGCCGCGGCGCAGGAGGAAGACGAUGCUGCCGAUGAAUUGAUGAGAAAUGACAACGACACCUCCCUGGAUAAUGCCGUGUUUGCGGCUGCCUAUCAAAGCGAUGACAGCAUAGGCGAUGCACUGGAUCAGGCUGGUGAAGGCGAAGCCGAAGCGGAUGCUCAAAGUGAUAGCAAUUCAGUUGCUGAUGCCGAGGGGGAGGCAGAAGGUGAAGGUGAAGGUGAUGGCGAUGGAGAAGCUGAUGGCGAUGGGGAUGGCGAUGGCGAGCCUGCUGCUGAAGAUGAGAGCGGUGGCGAUGAUGCUGGCAAUGGCAAUGCAGAUGAUGAUCCAGCCGCCGACAGGCGCUCGGCCACCAAAAAGGAACUCACUCAAAUCAUUGACAAAUGGGAACAGGAGCAAACAACAAGUGGCUACGAUCCAGUGCCCACGCUCAGAAGUCUGGCUGAGAUAUUUGAGCGCGAAAAGGAUGCGUAUAUGCGCAAGGAUCCGGAUCCGUUGGAUCUGAGGCAUCCCUAUCGCACCGAUCCCAGUUGCCAGUAUGGACUGCUGCUGAAGCUGCUCUUUCGCAAGGAUCAGUUCAUGGGCAAGCUGCUCAACGAUUAUCUCCGGGAGAACUAUUUCACGCGGCAGAACGUAAGUCGCAGCUCUCUGGAGCUAAAUAUCAUUGCGUGUCGUCUGAUAUUGGUUGUUAUGCCGGGAUUGGAGACGACAGCCGUGUUUCAAACCGCUGAGGAAGAUGGCAUCAUUAAUCGUCUGUACAAUUGGGCAGAGGACAGCAUUGAGCCGCUGCAGAGCUAUGCAACUGGUCUGUUGGCCACUGCCAUGGAGGUCAGCGAUAUUGCCAUCACGUGUCGUGAUCAAAACAUGCGCCUGGUGCCCAAGAUGAUCAAUCGCCUCCAUUUGUUGCACGCCUGCAGUCGCAUGAGCAAAAACAACUCAGCAACAGAAUCUACGGGCGUCGCGGCCGGCACAUCGCAUCACAACAACUCGGCGGACAGCAGUUUCUCGCCGGGGAUGCUCAGCUGGAUGGCGUGUGGUGGUGGUGCUGCAUCCGCACCACAAUCGCCGCAGCAUAACGGCGCCAGUGGCAGUGCCAGCAAUAUGUCCAUUCUCUUCGAGAACAGUCGCGAUGCGUUUCCACUGUCACGUUAUUAUAAACGCAUGUAUAUUCCACUGCAUCCGCCGACUGCGGACACCAGCCAGAUGCUCAUCAUGCGCUUCCUGACCAGCCUGGGCGAGUAUCAGGAGUUUCUGGGCAUGGCCUUCGGUAACAAUGUGAUGACGCUCAUCUUUGGCCAUCUCGAGGAGUUGGACAGACGCGACACUUGCCUCGCCUACGAGGUGCUCAAAUAUCUCGCCUCGUUGCUCUGCCACAAGAAGUUUGCCUUGGAGUUCAUUUCACGCGGUGGCCUGGAGCUACUGUUGAAUGUGCCACGUCCAAGUUUGGCAACUACUGGCGUCUCCAUAGCCAUUUACUAUUUGGCCUACUGUGAGGAUGCCAUGGAGCGCAUUUGCAGCAUGCCGCGUCCUCUGAUAUCGAAUUUAGUGCGCUAUGCCUUGUGGAUAUUGGGUCGUUGUCAUGACUCCUCCAAGUGCCAUGCGACCAUGUUCUUCAGUUUGAGCUUUCAGUUCAAGGUUAUACUCGAUGAGUUUGAUGCACAGGAUGGCCUGCGAAAGCUGUACAAUGUCAUAUCGGUGUUGAAGAUCUUGGAUCCCACGCAGAAUGACAAUGACAACGCUUCGGACAUCAAUGAGGAUGUGGAGUGCGCCUCACGUCAAAUGGUGCGACAUGUGUGCAUCGCCCUGAAGCGUUAUAUGGAGGCACAUUUCUUCUACAAGUACAAUAACUUCCUAUGCCAACACUAUGCGACAUCGUCCGCCUCAUCGUCGGCACACUACUUUAGCCAGCAGCCGACGGUCGCAGCCAAGUUGACCUUUGAUCAGUUGCACGAACAGCUGCGCACCCUGCAGGAGCACACCUCGGUGCGUGCGCAUUGGGAGCCAGUGGAUCAGCUGCUCAAGCUGGGUGGAAUUGCAAUGCUGUUGCGCAUCAUUGCGUUCAGCUAUGACUGGGUGAACACAGGUCGAUCGGAGACUGUGCGCUCCGCAUUGGAUGUGCUCAGUGUUUGUUGUGUAAUACCACGUGUCUAUUUGGUGCUCUGCGAGCGUCUCCAGAUGCUCGACAAGACAACAACGUCUGGUUUUUGUUCAGUGCUCGGCGCCGCUGCCGGUGAAAUUACCGCCGAUGCUGAGGUCAUCAAAUCCGCUUUGGCCGUGCUCUGUCAUUGCGUCUGUUCGCCCAUCAUACGCAAGGAUAAUGGGAGCACAGCUCUCCUGAAGUUCGCCAGCUCAUCGCGCAAGAAUAAAGCGAAUCAGAAAUAUGCCGAGGAACUCGUCGAGAAGGUCUGGGAAUCGGUGUGCUCCAACAAUGGCAUUGUGGUGCUGCUCUCGUUGAUGCAGACCAAAGGACCCAUCACCGAUGCGGACUGCAUACGCGGCAUGGCAUGCCGUGCUCUCGCCGGACUCGCACGCUCGGAUCGUGUGCGUCAAAUUGUGGGCAAGCUGCCGUUGUUUGCCAGCGGUCUACUGCAGACACUGAUGCGCGAUCCCAUACUGCAAGAGAAGCGGGCGGAACAUGUGCUCUUCCAGAAGUAUGCCCUCGAGCUGCUCGAACGCAUCUCGGGCAAAACGAAGCCACUAAAUAAUCCGUUGGAUCCAUCGCUAACCAACAUGCACAAGGCCAAUGUGAUUGCCCAGACGCGCAUUCAAUACAACGAACAGCAACUGUAUCAGCUAAUCUUUGAGCAUUUGGAGAGCAAAGGUUUGGCCCAAACAGCCCAGAUGCUGCAACGUGAAGUAGGCCUUCCGCUCCAGACGACCACAACGCGCAAUUUUCACCAGUCACCCUUCGACUACAAAGGAUUCGCUGGCAUCAGCUCGAUGUCGCGCAGUCGUUUGCGCAAUCGCAUGCAGGAUGUGAAUGCUGCCAUCAUGUCGCACAAUGGUGAAUUACAGAAUCGCAGUGAAGAUCUGUUGCCGCACUGCAGCAGCAGUAGUGGUGGUGCCUCCACUUCGGCAGCUGCUGCUGCUGCUGCUGGUGGCGCUGCAUCUGCCACAUUGGGUGUACCCAAUUUCAACUACCUCAGCGCACAGACGCCCAUCAAGCUGCGCAAAACGGAACGUUCCGCCUCGUCCGUCAGUCGCUCCCUCCAAAAGCAGAUCGUUGAACCCGGUGCGGGCGGGUCGGGAUUACCCGAUGACUUGGCUGUGUCGCCCAUGUUGCAUCCGAAGCGUGUGACGCUCAACAGCAUUGUCACCGAGUAUCUGACGAAUCAGCAUUCGUUGUGCAACAAUCCGGUGACAACCUGUCCCCAGUUCGAUCUCUACGAACCGCACAAGUGCCCCGAUCCACGUCCGAGCCGACUGGUCAGCUCCAAUUAUAAUCUGACAUCGCGACACUUUCGCACGCAGGCUGGUUUCAAUACGGCUCGCUUCGAUCGUCGACAUGUCCACACACAUUUUGCACCGUGGCGCACCAUGCGUUCCGCCGACUACGAUGAUCUGGAGUUCACGUGCUGUGAUGUCGUUGGCAAUUAUCUGAUUGUGGGCACCCAUCAGGGCGAGAGCAAAGUGUUCAACAUGAACGAUGGCGUCGAACAGUUCUCCUCCAUUUGCCACACGUACGGUGUGGACGCAAUACAGGCGAAUCGUGCCGGAGAUCUGGUGUUGACCACCAGUCUGUGGCGUCUGCGCACCACGGUGCUGUGGUCCAUCAGUGACAACGAGUUCCGCUCCAAGCUGCGGCUGCCUGAGGUGGGCUACUGUGAGUUUAGCCAGACCACACAGGAUCGUCUGCUGGGCACCCACACAGAUUGCGCUGUGCUGUACGAUGUGAAUACGGGCUCCAAGGUGUUCACCUUUACGCCCACCAUACCCAAUCAGUACACCAAGAAUCGAGCCACACUCUGCCGCACAGACGAACUGCUGCUCUCAGAUGGUGUGCUCUGGGAUGUGCGCUCCGGCAAAGAGAUACACAAAUUUGACAAGUUCAAUCAGUGCAUUUCGGGCGUCUUUCAUCCCAACUGUCUCGAGAUCAUAGCCAAUACGGAAGUGUGGGAUCUGCGCACGUUCCAUCUGCUGCAGACUGUCCCGGUGUUGGAUCAACGCAAUUGCACCUUCUCGCCAAUGCAUGUGAUAUAUGGCGCUAGUUUGGGUGCGGAUCGGGAUCAUGAUGUGGAGACGACCACCUAUGAUACGAGCUUUAAUGUGCUGGAUGCGUACGAUUAUUCAAGUAUUGCGACCAUCGAUGUGAAGCGGAAUAUCAACGAUUUGAGUGUUAGCGCCAAUGGCAGCCUGAUUGCCGUCGUUGAGGAUCACAGCGGUUACGAUUCGAAGCAGGAGACAUAUGUGAAAAUCUAUGCAGUGGGCGUUAAAAAGAGCGAACGCUCGGAAGAGGAAGAUGAUGAGGAGGUGCCCGAAUCCAAUGAGGAGGGCUCCGACACGGGCUCCGAUACGGGCUCUGAAAAUGCUUUUGCACUUGGUCCGAAUUUUCUUGGUUUCCCGUUGCGCAGCCAUCGCGAUCUGAUCGAUACUUGGUCCUCGAGCGACGAUGAUGACAACGAUAGCGAUUUGGAGGAUGGCGAUGAUGACGAUGAGGAAGAUAUUGCCAUUCUCAAUGGUGAAGAUUUGGAUUUUGAAGGCGAUGCCAGCAGCGAAGAUUAAUUCGACUUCUCGACUCCUUCAAUGCUUUGUUUAUUUUGCGCAGCUUGUCGAGCUCUCGGAAUUGCACCCCUCUCAAAAAGAAACACACACACUAGCUAUAUAUUUACGCCUAGUUUUAUAAGCUGUUAACUUAAACUAUAUUUUUAUGUUCAAGUUUGUACAAAUGGUUCAAAAUGUAAAAAGUUCAUCAAAACGUAAAAACUAAACUGACCUGUUAAGAAGCAGUUGUAAGUAAGCAACAAAAAAGAAACAGAAAAAAAAAGAAUUGUUCAACAAUUUUCAAUUGUACAGAGUUUAUUACAAUUAUAUACUUUUCUAUUAAUGAAUAAAAAUGUAAAACAAAAAAACUAGUUAAUGUAGUUGUAGUAAAGCAGACGCAGUUGUAAACAAAUUGAAUAAUAUUAAUUAUGGCUACCGU